GCCGCCCCGGCCUCCAGCGCGCCGCCGCCUCCCCGGGCAGCGGGGACUCUCCCGCCCGGCCGGCCCAGGCACCACCGGGGCUGCCGUAGGGCCGGGGGGAGGCGAGUGAGGCCUCGCCGCCUCCGGGGCGGUGGAGGGGGGGGCGCGGCUGCGGCGGGGCGGCCCUUCCCCGCUCUCGGCGGCGGCUGCCGCAGGCGGCCCGGCCCCCAUCUCCAUCCUCAUCUCCUCCAUCCCAGGCCGACCGGUGCCGGUGCCGCCCCUCAGCCGCGCCCGCCCCCCGGCUGGCUUCGGCAGCGCGGCAGUGCCGGCGGGGCUAUGGCUGCGGAGGAGGUGCUGCAGGGCGCGGACCAUUACAAGAGCGAGAUCGAGCGGCUGACCCGGGAACUCUCCGAGACGACCCAUGAGAAGAUCCAGGCGGCGGAGUAUGGGCUGGUGGUGCUGGAGGAGAAGCUCACCCUCAAGCAGCAGUACGACGAGCUGGAGGCGGAGUAUGACGGCCUGAAGCAGGAGCUGGAACAGCUGAAGGAGGCAUUUGGACAGUCCUUCUCGAUUCACCGCAAAGUGGCUGAAGAUGGUGAAACACGUGAAGAAACUCUCCUCCAGGAAUCUGCAUCAAAAGAAGCUUAUUACCUCGGGAAGAUUUUGGAGAUGCAGAACGAGCUGAAGCAGAGCAGGGCAGUGGUCACCAAUGUUCAGGCAGAGAAUGAGAGACUCACUGCUAUUGUCCAAGACUUGAAAGAGAAUAAUGAAAUGGUAGAACUACAGAGGAUACGAAUGAAAGAUGAAAUUCGAGAGUACAAGUUUCGAGAGGCAAGACUCCUACAGGACUACACUGAGCUUGAAGAAGAAAACAUCACUUUACAGAAACUGGUGUCCACACUGAAACAGAAUCAAUAUUAUGAAUGUUCUUUGUCUUGUCUAAUUCAGGUUGAAUAUGAAGGCUUAAAGCAUGAGAUUAAACGGUUUGAGGAGGAGACAGUGUUGCUUAACAGUCAGCUAGAAGAUGCCAUCAGACUGAAGGAGAUUGCUGAGCAUCAGCUGGAGGAAGCUCUGGAAACUUUAAAAAAUGAAAGAGAGCAAAAGAACAAUCUGAGAAAGGAACUAGCCCAGUAUAUCAACCUCAAUGAUAGUAUGUAUAAUAACCAUAUUAAUAUAUCAGUAGAUGGAUUGAAGUUUUCAGAGGAUGGGGGCGAGCCCAACAAUGAUGACAAAAUGAACGGACAUAUCCACGGGCCUCUUGUGAAACUCAAUGGUGACUACCGAACCCCCACGAGUAGGAAAGGAGAGUCUCUUCACCCCGUUUCUGACCUCUUCAGUGAGCUCAACAUAUCAGAAAUACAGAAACUGAAGCAGCAACUCAUGCAGGUGGAGAGAGAGAAGGCUAUUCUCCUGGCCAACCUGCAGGAGUCUCAGACGCAGCUGGAGCACACCAAGGGAGCCCUGACUGAGCAACAUGAAAGAGUACACAGGCUCACGGAGCACGUCAAUGCCAUGAGGGGGCUGCAGAGCAACAAGGAGCUGAAAGCUGAGCUUGACUCUGAGAAGGGCAGAGAACCCAGUGAGGAAGCACACGAUUAUGAAGUGGACAUAAACGGCUUGGAGAUCCUAGAAUGUAAAUACAAAGUAGCUGUGACUGAGGUGAUAGACCUCAAAGCAGAAAUCAAAGCCUUAAAGGAGAAAUAUAAUAAGCAUGUUGAAAACUACACUGAAGAGAAGGCCAAGUAUGAAAGCAGAAUCCAGACAUAUGAUGAGCAGGUGACAAGCCUGGAGAAGUCAACCAAGGACAGCCAGGAAAAAAUGGUCCACAUGGAAAAGGAGCUGCAAAGGAUGACAAGCAUAGCAAAUGAAAACCAUAAUACCCUCAACACCGCCCAGGAUGAGCUGGUGACAUUUAGUGAGGAGUUGGCUCAGCUCUACCAUCACGUCUGCCUGUGCAACAAUGAGACACCAAACAGGGUCAUGUUGGACUAUUACAGGCAAAGCAGAGUCACCCGCAGCGGGAGCCUGAAAGGACCAGAUGACCCUCGAGGUCUCCUUUCCCCACGGCUUGCCAGAAGGGGGGUGUCAUCACCUGUAGAAGCCAGGACCCCGACUGAGCAGGUGACAAAAGAGGCCACUGAGCCUGGCAAGGAACAGAGCCCGACAAAAACACCUACCAUUUCUCCUGUCAUCACAGCCCCUCCUUCUUCCCCUGUCUCUGAUACCAGUGACAUCCGCAAAGAGCCGAUGAACAUCUACAACCUCAAUGCCAUAAUAAGGGACCAAAUCAAGCACUUGCAGAAGGCUGUCGAUCGGUCGCUGCAGCUGUCGCGCCAGCGUGCUGCAGCUCGGGAGCUGGCACCCAUGAUCGAUAAAGACAAGGAGGCUUUAAUGGAAGAGAUACUGAAACUAAAAUCACUCCUGAGUACGAAGCGGGAACAGAUUGCAACCCUGAGAGCAGUGCUGAAAGCCAACAAGCAGACAGCUGAAGUGGCACUAGCCAAUUUGAAGAAUAAAUAUGAAAAUGAAAAAGCGAUGGUGACUGAAACCAUGACCAAACUACGGAAUGAAUUAAAGGCUUUGAAGGAAGAUGCAGCAACCUUCUCAUCCUUGAGAGCGAUGUUUGCAACUAGGUGUGAUGAGUACGUCACGCAGCUGGAUGAGAUGCAGAGGCAGCUAGCAGCUGCGGAGGACGAGAAGAAGACCCUAAAUUCUCUGUUGCGCAUGGCUAUCCAGCAAAAACUUGCCCUUACUCAGCGACUGGAGGAUUUAGAGUUCGACCAUGAGCAGUCCCGACGCAGCAAAGGCAAGCUUGGAAAGAGCAAGAUCGGCAGCCCUAAAGUAAGUGAGGAGGCAUCAGCCACCGUGCCAAGCAUAGACACUUUCCUCCUGCAUAGUCAGGGCCCACAGCAACCAAACUUACUGGUCAGCAGUGGCACUCAGAGGAAAAGACUAUUCUCACCUUCCCUUUGUGAUCAGAGCCAUCCCAGGACUUCAGGGACCUACCUCCAGAAAUUAUUAAGAGCCCCCCCUCAUCCCACCUCCACAGAAUCAUAUCUUCUGAGGGGCCCCCCUUCCAUGAGUGAAUUCAUCCAUGGGCACCGUCUCAGCAAGGAAAAAAGGUUAACCGUGGCCACACCAGUCCUAAUGCUCUUCCAGAAGAGCAGCCACAUUCCAGCUCUCAGUGUGCCCCUCUCAACUGUCUCUCUAAGCCUCCUCCUUACCCCUAAUCUUCAUACACAACGUAAGAGAAAAUGCAGAGUGGAGUUCGUGCAACAAAGGUUGGGGUUGUUCCCAGCAAGCGGGUAUACGAUCCUGCUUUGUUGCUGUAUUGACAAACCUGGAUUCAUACCUCCUGCUCCAGCGACUGAGGGAAGGUUGAGAAGAAGAACACAAAGCACAGAGCCCAACCUACCAAGAAGACUUUUUAUGGUUCCUCUGAUUGUAUUCAAACUUUGCUAUCACAACUAAAGUGUAGUGAAAUUUAACAUCUUGACAAAAAUGUUCCUCCCAGCUGCUUGGCUUUAGCUCUGAAGUAAUGAGAGACUUAAGCCAAUGUUAAAAAAAGUGUGUUACAAAAAUCCUGCCCUCACAUCCUCUAAGUUCAGCCAUAGGAACCAGUUUAAAUUUCCUUCUGUCAUUAAGGGUGUGAUGUUUAUUUCUUACUUUAUUUGCACCAGAUUUUUGUGUUUAUAAAAUGCAGUCUCUUUUUUUUUUCUUUUUCUGAGAAUUGUAUUUAACUGAUAUUAUUUUUAAAAAUAAGAGGAAUAGCUUAAGUGAGGAAUGACUGUGUUAAUAUUAAAAAGAGGCUUGUUGCAUUGGCCAGCAUAUGGCCAAUUUUUAUUGCACAAAAGUGUUGGAAAUGGGUUGAAUUGAAAUGUUAGCAAUGACUGUAUAUUUUGCUGUUGCACUGAUAUUGUUUAUGCUCUUGUUUUUUUUAAUUCCUAUUACAGUAGCUUCUGGUUUUGUUCUAGUUCUUCACUGAAAGAUAAUUUUUAAGCCUAAGAAGGAGAUGAAAGGAUGAUGUAUUCAGUCGUUUUCAGUUGUUUGCUUGCAUUGUAAUUAUUUUGUUACAUUUCAGACAAGUAGAUGAAUUGGUGCUGUUUUGGGGGGUUACUUUCUAUUUGGUAUCUGAGAAAGAAAAUCUAAAGUAAGUAAGAUGCUGUGUGCUAAUUAAAAACAUUCUUUCCUCCUGCUCCCAUAUUCAGGGUACUAGCUUGAGGCCUUACCUUGAAAGGCUAGUAUGAAUGGCGAAGUCAUAUGCAUUUCGUGUGAGGUAUUCUGUGGUGAAAGGAUUUGUGCAAGAAGGGUUAACUGUGUGGAUCAAAGUUAGUAGGACUUUGUUGAAUAUUGUAGUGCAUUUUUUCCUUGCCAAAAAUCAACAGACACAGAACCUUAGCUCAUGUCAGUUUAUGACAAAUACUCAGGUGAUCUACACUACGCAGACUCUAUUGCAACAGUGCACAGUGUUCCUAGUUAAAGAUUCUUUCCUGUAAAAGCUGAGUAUGUCUGGGUUUCUUCUUAAAAAGUAGUGAGUUUCAGAACAAAAUCAAGGAUAGAUAUAUUUAUUUUGCACAGUACCUGACAGCAAGGCCAGCGGCUAAGUAGGGCUAAGUGUCGAUGGGCUUCCCGUUUGGUCAUCAGCUAGAAAAUUAAGUCUGCAGUACUGCCUACCUGCCUACUUAUUAGUAACUAGCAGACUCCUUGCUUUGUCAGGUGGCCUUAAUUAAUUUACAGAAGAGAAGCUUAGGUAUUUCCACUUCUUUAUUCCUUCUCUGCAGCACACGUUUGACUUGCAGGUGGGAAACACAGUACAGCCUAAGGUACAGAGUAUCUGGGGAAAAAAACACACUGCUGCAGGUGUGGUUGGAAUAAUUCUCUCACAUUCUGCCUGAAUCUGAGAAAAUGAAGUCCGUCUUCUGUUAGUAACAGUGCUUACCAAAUGUUACGAUAUACAAAACAUCAGCAAAGGAAAGAAUUGGUGACCACUCAGUGUGCCUAACAAAUCAUUAGUACCAUAGUACCAGUAACGAAGGUGCUGUAAAUACAAAUACUCUAUGUCGUCACCAACGUAUGUCGUGUAACCUUGGCAAAGCAGCUAUUGUAACCGAACAUUCAGAGGUGGACAAAAUAGGAACAAACUGACAUCCAAUUCUGGUCAGAUCAAACAGACAACACCUGGCAGUGUUUUGACUUCGGUUUCCAUGCAGUUUGCAUGACUCUUCUCAUAUACAUUUACAUUGCUAUUCAGUAUCAUACUUAACCUAUGUGUUGUCUUGUCAUAAAAAAGUCAAGUGAAACCUUGUUCAGCUUUAUCAUGUCUGACACUGAGAUUAGCUGCUAUUUUGAUUUUUAUUUUUUAAAAAAUAAUAGUCUGAGGCAAAUGCUGCCUCCAAAAAGCAUCUCAAAAUUCCUGACCUUGUCAGACUAGUGUAUGAAUAUUGUACAGUGGCCACAUCUGUGUCCAACAAAGACAGCUACUGUAGAUCGUUAAAAAGAAAAAGAAAUUGCAUUGCACUUUGAAUAUAGUUACUGCAGGCUGCACUUGAAAUAUUUUUUCCUAUUUUCAUACCCAACUCAAAUGCAUUUUCUCUGAAUUUAAGUUAAAUUAAAAAGAAAUUCAGUGAAAUACAUUUCCUUUCUAUAUGGAUACAAAUUUAUUUGGAAAAAUGCUGUAUUGGAGCAGUUGUUUAGAAACGUAUUUGUUUCCAGUUGUGAUUUGCAGAGCGAUUUUAGGAAUUGAAGCAUUGUACUAGUAUGUUCAUGUGGAUCAAGAGUUAAUGGAACAGCAUCCAGUGAUACAGAAAUUGUGGCCCCAUUUUAUAGAAAUAAGUGGGUUUAUUAGAUUUUUUUAUUCUCUUAAGCUUUAAGUUUUUCAUGUCUAAGUUUUCAAUUUACAUUUUUUUAUACGUAAUAAUACUUAAGUGUUGGAAAUGUAAGAGAACUGGAAACAAACCAACUUUAACGUACAAAUGGCUGUAGUUAUUGUAUUGUCAGGUAUAAAACUGUAGGUCCCUGGGACAACUUUUGUCAGUUAACCAGUACAAAAUAAAAUACAUAUCUUGAAUGUGAGAUGAUACACUCUUCUUUAUUAUAUAAUGAUUGAUAGCAUACAACUUUGUGAGAGAUUUUGUAGGAAAUAUUUACGUGCAGAUGAACAGAAACAAAAGCCAGGUUUUUGAAGGGUUGCAAAAUAUUAUAUUUUGCCCAUUUACAAUUAAUUUAUGAUGUAUUGAAAUCUAUUCUGAUUUUUAAAGAUAAAAAAAAUUAUACAUAUAUUUGUAAUGGUUGAGUAUACUCAGAAACGCUGAAAUGUGUCCUACGCAAUAGGGAAGCAAUUUAAAUCCUCCUCUGACUUUUGUAUCUGAAAUGCAGCUUUUGUUCUCUAUGAUGGCCUUGAAUUUUCUUUGUGUUUGGAAUAGACUGUUCAGUUCUGAGGCAUUUUGGUUUGGGUUUUAUUUUUGGAUGUAGUAAAAAAGUAUACCUUGCUCAGUGAAAUGUUCCACUUCUGGAAAUCCUGUUUAUAGGAAACGUGUGGGGAAAAAGGAAAAGAAAAAAAAAUUAAAUAGGAGAAAGAGAUGGAUGAGUAAGUACUUUGUAAAAUGUAAUAGUAUGGAAAAUAUAUUUUCUAUCAGUCAGAAGAUAAACAGAAGAAAAUAUUGCCGUUUUUCAUGCUUAUUGUAUAAAAGUUUCUGCCUUUUAAAGGAAGGCAAUAGUGAUAUACUUUCUGAUUGAUCUGAUUGACAGACUGGCAUCUCUGUGCUUUCUCCAUCCACAUUUUUCACAGUAAAUUAAUGUAGUCAUAGUUAUACAUUAUAGAAUGAAACUGUAAUUAACGCUGCAGGUUUUAAUGCCAAGAUGACUUUCAGUUUCUCUUUAAAAAAAAUUGUGAAGUUUUUUUAAACCAUUUGACAUAUCUAAGUGUGAACAGAAAGGAGCUUAUGUUAUGAAAUAUAACCUCACUUACAAAAUAUGACCUCACCUAUAAAGGUGCUCACGAUAGUUAUGUUGGAAAUACUUAAAUAAGCUGCUAGUAAAAUAUGGCCCAGUCCUUAUCACACUGGGAAGAACACCCCUGAGUCUGGGCCCUAUUUUGAUACCAACCUUAUCAUUCAGCGUGCAAUGCCAAAGUCAGUAGUUGUGCUACCAAUUCCACUAUAGCUGGAUUAAUCAUCAUCAUAAGGUAUGAUAUCAGCCCUUCUGAGGUCUGUUCCUUUCUUGGUGGAAGAUGCCUAUUCACUGAGGUUACAGUAAAUUUCUUUCUUUUGUACUUCAGAAAUCUUCAAGUGAAAAUGGCAGGCAUUGAUGUUUUACAUUUGAAGUAUGAUAAUUGCUAUAGUUACCUCUUUAAAAACUCCAGUCAUCACUUUUCUUCAGUUUUCCUUUGCUGUGUAUGCAGUGAGUCUGAAAGGGAUAUACAACAUUCAGGCUUUUUUAGCCAUUAAGAUUUUUAUUUUUUUUUUAAGUAUAAUUAAGCAUCCUGCGGAAAAGAAACUAAAAAGCAAUUGCCUUUCGCCUUCAGGCACAAAUGCAUCUUAAUAUGCAAUGUAAAAUGCAUGCAUGAGAUUUCUAACAUCGUGUAGCUUUUCCAUAUCUACAACUAAGCUAGAAAAUUCUUAUUUCUUGAUAGAUUUGCAUAUUCUUCCUGCUAGAAAGGCAAGAAAAUAAUUACAGAGAGUCUGUAUCUUUCAUUUGGAGGUGUGUGGUUUAAAUUGUCAUUAGUUUUUAAUCUGUUUGCUGUGGAGUUCUUGAAAAUCCCCUAUGUGAAAUCUAAUGGCAACCAAGAGAAAACUGUCAAAAGGUAAAGGAAAAAUCCUGUAUUCUAUGACUGGAGUUAAUGUGCAGACAGACCCUGGGUGACAGGGCUUUGUGUUUCAAAAAUGUCUUUCUACUAAGCUCUGUAUUUGUUUUGAUUAUCAUCAUGAUUUGCUGUAGAAGACAUUGGAGAAAAGUGUAUGUUUUUUCUCAGUAUUAGUAAUCCGAGUUGAACAGUUUUUAUUGAGUGUAUGGUUAUUUCAAAAAUAUUUUGGAAAUCAGUUGAUUUCCAAGUGGUUGAUAAAAGUUUCAAGUAGACUGACUUGCUAGCCGAGUUGUUAUUUUAUCAGCUGUGAAGAAGAAAUAAGAGUAAUCUAGCUUUUUCCUCCCCUCCUGUUCACAGAUAUGGCUAUGUGUGCUAUGCCAGUGGAUAAAUUAAGUCCAUUUUAUUAGUUAUUGCCCUAUUGAUUUUCUGCCCUGUGGUUUGACUGUUAAAGGAUUAAUUAACUUGAUCCUUUGUAAACAAUUAAAAAAACCCCAACUGAUGUUUUGUGACUUUUGUAACCUAUUGAAUGUUUCCAUUUGCAUGAUGUUCUGUAUCUAACAAAUCAUACAGAUUGCUGUGUUCCUUUGAAAAGAAUUUUAACUUUGGUGGAGUUUGUGACAAACACAAAUUUGUAUACUGUAUGUUUACUGCUGUAAUAACUCAGCUACUCCUAUGUUGAAUUGAUAUUAUGUUGUCCUGCCUUCUUGGGGUUAAAUGAUAGAGUGUUUCUAGGUGGUGAAGAAUAUAAAAGUAUAUCUGUUUAUUUGCUAAAGACUGAAUAUUGGAAACUCUUCUUGUUGCUACUUUAUGCUAAAAGCAAAAAAAAAAAAAAAAAAGUUAAUUAAUUCUUGUUUCCAAAAAUGCAUCAUUUGUUUUUCAAAUUGAAGUAAUUCCCAUGUUAACUCUUCGUUGUCCUUGUAGACAAUCCUAGAUUAAUGCCUUGUGAGGGAUUCAUAAAGUCUGUGCUUGUACAUGUGUAAUAUGAUCAUGCAGUCAAAUGGUUGGGAAAAACACUCUAGUGCUGAAGAAAAUAAUUAAAAGAAGACAAUAUACUGAUUCGUACAUCUUUAUGUUCCAAUUAAAAUUACAGUGUAAUGCAUAACUGUUCCAGUGAAUAAACUGGCCAUUUUUGUUCAUUUAA
This is a messenger RNA of Pezoporus flaviventris, 8921 nucleotides long. RefSeq names its product BICD cargo adaptor 1 (gene BICD1). The transcript has 9 exons. Gene Ontology annotation, cellular component: cytosol; Golgi apparatus. Bases 316 to 3450 code for a protein of 1044 amino acids. Gene Ontology annotation, molecular function: cytoskeletal adaptor activity; dynein complex binding; dynein intermediate chain binding. Gene Ontology annotation, biological process: regulation of microtubule cytoskeleton organization; microtubule anchoring at microtubule organizing center; protein localization to organelle. NCBI's taxonomy places the organism in Eukaryota, Metazoa, Chordata, Aves, Psittaciformes, Psittacidae. The record is from RefSeq and is a predicted model, not a curated record.